ACUCAUUGUCUGUCAAAUUAUUGAUACAAACAAUGACAGUGACAGAGGAUUACAAAUAAUUCGUAUCAAACUUUAAAAGCGAAAGAAGCAAAAUGAGCUCCUUUCUUCGUAAUUUAACAAUAUCGUUUAAUGCACGCGAAAAUGCCAUAAAAGAAAAUCUAAUCAGCACUUUAAACGAAAAUGCCAAAGAAAUACAAUUCGAAUGUAAGGAACAGGACUCAGACUCUAUGGGAUUAAAUGAAUGUACAAGCUCUCUAUGUUCAACGUUAGAAGCAUUUUUCUUGCAUGGCUUGAAGGAUUCAUUCCUAUGGCAAACGAUAAAUGUUAUAAGCGGCACCGAUGUCGAUCGUCGUCCGGAGCCAAGUUAUUGGAGUCCUUUGUUAGUAUUUUUACACAAACAGACAAUCGAACAGAUCCAAGGAUUAUCGCAAAUAAACUCUGAAGUUGGGAACUGUCGCGCUUGGAUUCGUCUGAGUUUAAAUGAUGCCCUGAUUUCGUCGUACUUGAACAAUAUCCGCAAAAACAAUUCAGCUCUCAAUCCAUAUUAUAAGAAAUGUGCAAUCUUGAAAGAUAUUGAUACUCUGGAAAUCGCAGCUAAAAUUCUAGAAGGCAUCGAGGCAGCAGUACAAAUCAAUUUGCCAGCCAACUCGACGUUGCUUAAUCGCUGGAGCGAUUUACCUCUACAAAUGUCGGGAAUUUGGACGCCGCCAUUACGAUCUUGCGCGAUUGCCAGCGGUGUAGAUGUCGCGAGUUCACUAAGUGACGAAACAGCUCCAAUACCCACUCCUCAACCUUUACAUUGCAAUGAACUAUUCCCGGAAUCAAUUUCCAACUCACCGUUCAACCAGUCUGCCUUUCGAGCAACAGAAGAUCUCACGGAAAAAGAGCAUUUUCAGAUAUUUCUAACCAAAUUUGAUGAAAUUCACGAAAAUGCCGAUACUGAAAGCGAUAAACCAGACAAUGACACAGUUCCACAAGAGGGAGGAUCCCAUGCCCAAGAAUCCUCGAUGGAGACGUCUCAAGAUAGUGAUAGAGCGAUUGGAGGCAAUUCAUUGGCGUUGAAAACAAGCUGGGCCGGCUGUGAUCAGGAAACUUCCACGAAAAACAUUGCUGCCGAAUCCCUUACCAUAGCGAGCGACUCAACAAGUCAAUUUAGCCGCUCAAAUAGCAUGACCCAGUCUAUUAACUCAUUAAAGUCGCCAGUUGAUUAUCACAGCUACAACGCAUUACUUCGGAAACAUCGAAAAACGCGAGAGCUGGAUUGGAAUGAUGUCUGGGAACGUUUCGAGAGUAGUAUUGGUAUCACAGGGAAUGAUAGUGGCGUGGUGGUUAGCUCUACAAGUAAUUUAAAUACAUCUAAUUCAGAUGAGAGUGAGGAGGAUGCUGUUAACGGGAAUUCAACCGGGGAUUUUGGCUUUGAAAUUCUACCACAAUCGCUUAGUGAAAAAUUCACAACAGCCGAACUACAGGAAAUGGUCGAACAAGCAUGUAAACUAGCACAUGAACCUGGUUUGAAUACGCAAGGCUUUAUUUGUAAGUCAUGUGCUCAUCCAUUGGGGAUUGGCUUUGCAAUAGCACAAGUUUGCGCAUUUAGUGGACACUACUAUUGCGGAAAAUGCAUGUCUGUGGAACAAUUCACUAUACCGGCACGUGUUAUAUACAACUGGGACUUUCGUAAAUAUUCGGUGUCGAAAAAAGCAGCAGCAUUUAUGACAGAGUUUCAAUGUCAACCAUUUAUUGACUUAAAGAUUUUAAAUCCAAAAAUCUAUAACGCAUGUGAUGAGAUGGCUACAUUACAGUCGUUGCGUAUACGUUUAAAUUUUAUACGUGCUUACUUAUUCACGUGUUGCCAACCGAUCAUCGAUGAACUACAAAAGCAAGUAUGGUCGCGAGAGUAUCUCUACGAAUAUAUACAUUCCUACAGUAUGGCUGACUUGGCAAUGAUACAGCGUGGAACGUUAGCACAACUUUUACAAAAAACUGUUACAUUUGGCGAGCAACACAUUAUCAAUUGUCCACUGUGUAGCGUUAAAGGAUUUAUUUGUGAGAUUUGUAAUGGUCCGAAGGUGUUGUAUCCAUUUCAUUUGGAUACAACGUUUAGGUGUCAAAUCUGUGGAGCUGUUUUUCACGAUCAAUGUUUAAAUGAUUCUCAACCAUGUCCAAAGUGUGAAAGGAGACGAAAGAGGGAGGAUUUACCACUUUUUGAAGCUGUUCAUAUGCUUUAAUAUGUCUAGUUAUUUGUUAUAAAGAAUAAUAGUUAUACAGAAUAAAAUUGUCAUAAAAAAAUUACCAUUACACCCACA
Messenger RNA from Hermetia illucens (black soldier fly), 2303 nucleotides. RefSeq lists its product as uncharacterized. NCBI's taxonomy places the organism in Eukaryota, Metazoa, Arthropoda, Insecta, Diptera, Stratiomyidae. The transcript has 8 exons. The record is from RefSeq and is a predicted model, not a curated record. The coding region runs from base 93 to 2225 and encodes 710 amino acids.